GGACAUACGUAUAUAUAGGUGGCUUUCCUUGACAAGACCUAGCGACUCGUCAACAUGCUCUUCAAAGCAUUCGUCAGCUUUGCGCUUGCAUGUACCGGAUCUGGUGCGGCCAUCACGCUGCCUCUCAAGCGCGGCGGAUCAAGCGCUUCAAGCUUCAGCAGCACAGUCGCCAAGCGCAACGCUCUGCUCGGCUUCACGACGCCCAUCAAGGUGACCGACGAUGGAGCAUGGCGCGUUGAGAUCAACAUUGGCGAACCUGCUUAUCCGGUCGAGUUCCAGAUCGACAGCGGAAGCGCUCUCACCUUGACAGGCGUCGAGCACGGCUAUCGUCACACGGUAACCACAAAGAAUACCUCGAUCACCUUUGAUGAAGGCUUUGGCGAUCAGAGCGAUGUCAAGGGCUUCCUCGUACAGGAUCGCUUGUCUCUAUCUAGCAGCGUGACUGUCGAUGGUUACCUCGGCGCAGCUUUCCAGAAUGACUUCUUUGCAGCCGCCGAGCCAGGCACGGCCGGCGUUCUGGCUCUGGGUAACAGAGCCAUGUUCGAUCAGACCCUGAACAACAAGUCAAAUGCGAUUCCCACCUUUACAGAGGCUUUGCAGGAGGCCAAGCUGAUCGAGGAAAAGAUCGUCACGCUCAACCUACGUGAACCUGCCAGCAUUCAUUUCGGUACUGCCGAUCUCAGCGAGAGCAAGGGACCGAUCGCAUACAUGCCUCGCAAGAAUAUCGGACCCACCUCGUACUGGGCCUGUGACGUCUACAUGCCAUCGCUCGGUGUCACGGAGAAGCGCAGCCAGAACGCUACGUGCCUCAUCGAUUCCGGCACAGAGUUGACCUUCCUUGCUCGUGCGCCUCUGCUCAUCUACUUCGAGAAGAUCACAGAAAUUGGAGGUGUCUACAACGCAAGCACCGACUUCUUCCAAUUCCCAAAGGGAGUCGUGCCACCUGCAAUCGACAUCACCAUCGGCAAGACCCUGCUCUCGCUGCCCGGCAAAGCUCAAAUCCUGCCCGAUCGUCUCAAAGCUGCCAAUGGACUUGAUCCAAACUUGGACUACUCUAUCAUCUUGCCCGCGCAAGAGGGUGCAGAGAGUUCGCUCGUUGGAGCUACCCUUCUCAGUCACUACACCAUUGUGUUUGACUCGGAGAAGGACCGCAUUGGCUUCAGUCUUCGAGCAUAG
Messenger RNA from Mixia osmundae IAM 14324, 1176 nucleotides. RefSeq lists its product as uncharacterized. Bases 55 to 1176 code for a protein of 373 amino acids. Gene Ontology annotation, molecular function: aspartic-type endopeptidase activity. The record is from RefSeq and is a predicted model, not a curated record. The transcript has a single exon. Lineage: Eukaryota; Fungi; Basidiomycota; Mixiomycetes; Mixiales; Mixiaceae. Gene Ontology annotation, biological process: proteolysis.